Messenger RNA from Blepharisma stoltei, 1587 nucleotides. The record is from the annotation of a GenBank genome assembly. NCBI's taxonomy places the organism in Eukaryota, Ciliophora, Heterotrichea, Heterotrichida, Blepharismidae.
AUGUCAUCAAGAAUCUCUAACAAGGACGAAAAAAGUAUUUUUGCAAGAACUGAAGUCAGGCUUGAAGAAGCUGACAAAUUACCAAUGGUUUCUCGAACUCCUAAAACGGCCUCCAGCUCAAGAAAGCUCUUAACAACCCAAUCAUUCAGAACAUUCAGCGGGCCAAGGAAACCAGGCACAUCAUGGGCUGAUUUUUUUGAAAGUAAGACUUAGCUAGGAAAUAUAAAUUCCCCAAAACAUAUGCAAUCUACUGAAAUCCAAGCUUCUUUGAAUCAAAUCUCUCAAGAGAUCGCCGAAAUGUAUUCUUCAGGCCCUUCCACACAGCGAAGCACGACUGCUAUGACUUGGCAAUUCACAAGAAAUAUUAGCAAGGAGCUUGAGAAUCUGGAGUUUGUUGUUCUGACUAAGAAGAAAGAGUACAAUAUUAUUCACAAUGACGUGAUCAAAAAAGAAAAAGGCCUAAAAGAGUUGGAAAAUGAAUUAGAAAUGCUAGAAAAAAAGGUAGAGCAGCAAGACGAGCUAAAUGAAAUCUUGGAAUGCAGAAAAGCUGAACAUAACGAGGUAAUCAACGGGCUUUUCAAUGAGUACUAUUACUUUGAAACACUCAAUUUAAUGCUUGAAUCACGCAAAGAAGCGCUAGGAUUCACUGUAAAACCAGUCAUUGAUAUGAGAGAUGACUUGUCAAAACUAGAGAAAAAAAUAUCAGACACUUCAAAGGAAUUCGCUAAGCUGAAAGAGGACGCAGAAAUAGUGAGCUCUCAAGCAGAAGACAUAAAGAAUGGAAUUGAAGAAGCUAAAAUGUUCCAUGAAAAUGAUAAAAACGAGCAGUUUAAUAUUUUUCGGCACAAAGAAGUCAUGUUUAAUAUCCUCCAGCAGGAGCAUAAGCAUAAUCAGCUAAAACAAAAAUACUUAAACUAUCAAAAGAAGUUACAAAUGCUGAUCCCAAUUCGUGACAAAAUUGAGCAUGACGAGCGGCUAAAAGAAAAACGAAUGGAAGUAAAAAAGCAAAACGAGCGAGAAGAAGAGAAAUUCAGAGAAAUUCAACAAGCCACCAGCAUUUCUUCAGUCAAUGAUUUGUAUGCUUAUUACCAAUAUUUACAAAAAAAUGAAACACAGCUGAAUGCGACGCUAAAAGAAUCACUAGCUAAAAUGGAGCUAUUGAAUCACGAAAGAAAUCAAUUAAACCACGAAUUAAACGAAAUUAUUUUGCAGAGAGAAGAAGACAGACAUAUAAAUUUAAGGGAAAUCGAAAAAAUAGAAGAAAGUUUAAAACAGAGAAAUAAGCAAAUGGAUGACAACGAAAGAGUUCUUGAUAAACUCAUUGGACUUGUUUCAGCUGCAUGUGGAGCUGUAACGAGGCUAGCAAGCCAAGUUUUAGAGAACUCUGAAAGCAUUGAUGUAAAGCCGAGAAAUGUAGUAAAAUAUCUAAAUAAUUGCGCUGCAAAGCUUGAAGAGAAGUUGCAGGUAGUGUUUAGCUCGAGAGUCCAGUGGCAGGAAGAAAGUAUAAAUACAACGUAUAAAUACAAAAGUCCUCCAGUCUGGCUGAAGCUGUCAACCUUACAGACGUCGCCUAGGGAACAAAUAUAA